AGUACCACCGUGUGCCGCCUACGUGAAUUUACACAUGACAAAGUCGUCAAAGCGACGUUUGUAGCAGUACUUCGCACUGCAGAACAUUCGAGAGGUCUCGACACCCAGGGGACAUCCCGGAUACAGCGGUGCUUUCUUAAAACUUGACUCAUUCGUCGUGUGGACGCUUUAGAGAACUUGAACAUCCCCUCCUCACAAAAACCCCCACCAAGAAGCCCUGCUGCAAUCGAUACAAGACCAGCGGCAGUCAUCGACCAGCGUUCACUGCGGCUCUUGGACGAUCAGCGUUGUUUAUGUCUUUGUUUUGCGAAAACGAGCUGUUGCGCAGCCGUCGGAACCUGUGUGGUGGAAAUCUAGCCUUCAAGCGAGGAGCUUGCGGCCACAGCGGCACAGCGUUUUUCAUGUCAGAGACCGAGCACGCUUGCAGUCGUUUAUGUCAUCCCCUCUUUUCCAGACAGAAGAUCCCGGAAAAUCCCCAACCAAGAUCCUCUUACCUUACUGAUAGUACUAGCAUUCAGCCAAAAUGUCUGUCAACGUCAACCGCAGCGUGUCGGACCAGUUCUAUCGCUACAAAAUGCCCCGUCUGAUUGCCAAGGUGGAAGGCAAAGGGAAUGGAAUCAAGACGGUCAUUGUCAACAUGGUUGAUGUUGCAAAGGCGCUGAACAGGCCUCCAACAUACCCAACCAAGUUUUUUGGCUGUGAACUCGGUGCUCAGACCCAGUUUGAUACCAAAAACGACCGCUACAUCGUCAACGGAUCCCAUGAGGCGAACAAGCUGCAAGACAUGCUUGACGGGUUCAUCAGAAGAUUUGUGCUGUGUACCGAGUGUGACAACCCAGAAACUGACCUGAAUGUGAAUCCCAAGAAACAAACCAUUGGCACUUCCUGCAAGGCAUGUGGGUACCGUGGCAUGCUUGACACCAGGCACAAACUCUGCACGUUCAUCCUUAAAAACCCACCAGAGGCCACUGACAGUGGAUCUGCAUCUGCAAAGAAGGAGAAGGAGAAGAAGAAUCGCAAGAAGGACAAGGAAAACGGCUCUGGAAGCGGAGAGGCUGGAAACCAAGAGAACUUUGAUGCCCCUGAGGCUGUGGAACGAGAUGAUGAUGACGAAGACUGGGGGGAGGAGACCACCAAGGAAGCUCAGAGGAGGCGAAUGGAGGAGAUCAGCGACCACGCCAAGAACCUCACGCUCAGCGAGGACCUGGAGAAACCUCUGGAGGAGCGAGUGAACCUCUUCUACAACUUUGUCAAACAAAGGAAAGAGAGCGGCACCAUUGACGCGGCCGACAGGGAUAUCCUGGCUGAGGCAGAGCGGCUGGACGUAAAGGCAAUGGGCCCGCUCAUUCUGAGCGAGCUGCUCUUUGACGAAAACAUCCGCGAGCAGCUGAAGAAGUACAAACGUCACUUCCUGCGGUUCUGCCACAACAACAAGAAGGCCCAGAAGUAUUUGCUGGGAGGAUUUGAGUGUGUGGUGAAGCUGCACCAAGUUCAGCUUUUGCAGAGAGUUCCUAUCAUCCUCAAAGAUCUCUAUGAUGCCGAUCUGCUGGAGGAAGACGUCAUAUUUGCCUGGGCUGAGAAGGUUUCUAAGAAGUAUGUCUCCAAGGAACUGGCCAAAGAGAUCCAUGCUAAGGCUGCACCCUUUGUCAAGUGGCUGAAGGAGGCAGAGGAGGAGAGUGAGGGGAGCGAGGAAGAGGCGGAAGAAGAUGACGAAAACGUUGAGGUGGUUUAUUCCUCUUCGGCCCGUGAGCUCACAGUGGAAACAGUGAAAGCGGACAUGCCUGAAAAAGAAGAAGACGACAUCGAUAUCGACGCCAUCUGAGACGCUCGGAUGAGGAUGAUGCUUUCUUGUUUUUUGUGGCUUUGACUCUGUUAUGAUUUUUGACCUAAACAGCUGAACCCUAACACCUAGCACCAUCCCGUAACUACCUGCUCCCCCCGACCACCCCUUCCACUCUAUUCCUCACUUGCUUUGCAGCAUGAUGUAACCUAGCACUCGCUAAUUUGCUGCACAUUCACUCUGUCAUGUAGACAUGUAUUCAGUUCUUGAAAUGAUGUCGCUUUUGGGGAUUUUAAUCAUCAUGGGUGUUUUGGGAUCAUUGGAGUGCACUUUUCUGGUCCCCUUGUAUUUUUCCAAUUAAUAAAGAAUGAAUGUUUUGCUAUCCACAA
Dunckerocampus dactyliophorus (ringed pipefish) is the source of this 2169-nucleotide messenger RNA. RefSeq names its product eukaryotic translation initiation factor 5 (gene eif5). Gene Ontology annotation, cellular component: cytosol. Bases 524 to 1822 code for a protein of 432 amino acids. Gene Ontology annotation, biological process: formation of translation preinitiation complex; formation of cytoplasmic translation initiation complex; translational initiation. Gene Ontology annotation, molecular function: eukaryotic initiation factor eIF2 binding; translation initiation factor activity; GDP-dissociation inhibitor activity. The record is from RefSeq and is a predicted model, not a curated record. NCBI's taxonomy places the organism in Eukaryota, Metazoa, Chordata, Actinopteri, Syngnathiformes, Syngnathidae. The transcript is spliced from 12 exons.